AUGAAGGUCCUCAUUACUGGCGCUGGCGGCUUUGUUGGCCAAGUCCUUGCUGAAUCGCUGCUGAAUGAAAACCACUCUGUGAUCCUUACGGACAUUGCUGAGCCCCAGAUUCCCCCUCAUGCAAACAACAAGCAGAAUGCCACUGUCAUCCAAGCAGACCUCUGCGCAGACUCCUCAUCAGUGCUGUCGCCAGACUUGGACGCUAUUUACGUCUUCCAUGGUAUAAUGUCUGCUGGAAGUGAGGCAAACUUGGAGCUGGGAUACAAUGUGAAUCUCAUCAGUUCCAUCAAGUUCCUCGACGCCAUUCGUAAGACCUGCCGUCCAGAUGUCCGUGUCGUGUACGCCUCGUCUUGCGCAACAUAUGGUCAGCCGUUGCCACACUCUCCAUCAGAGGCUACUGUCCCUACUCCUGAGGGGAGCUACGGCACGCAAAAGUGUAUGAUUGAGCUGCUGCUCAACGACUACUGCCGCCGAGGCUUUCUAAAUGCAUUCACCUUGAGGUUUCCCUCCAUCUCGGUUCGCGGCGGCAAGCCCACCCAGGCUGCGAGUGCUUGGAUGAGUAGCAUUAUCUCUCAGCCGCUGCAAGGCCAAGAGGCCUUGCUCCCUUGCCCUGAUGACUUUGAGUGCUGGCUCUGCUCACCUCGGACACUGGUCCACAAUCUCAUGCUCUGCCUAACUCUCCCCAAGGACUGCAUGCCCUCUCACAUCAGACAGGUCCUGUUGCCUGGCGUGACCGCAACAGUUGGCGAGAUGCUGCAGGCUCUGAAAGAUGUUGGCGGCGACGAGGCGGUAGCGUUGGUGAAAAGACAGGAUCCUACACCCGAAACGAAAGCACUUCUUGAGUCGUGGCCUGUGAGAUUCGAUGUUAGCAAGGCCCUAGGCAUUGGCUUUCAAGCCGACCCUGGGUUCAAAGUUGCUGUGCAGGAGUUUGCAGAAACACUAAAGCGAUAA
Molecule: messenger RNA, 951 nt
Organism: [Torrubiella] hemipterigena
Lineage: Eukaryota; Fungi; Ascomycota; Sordariomycetes; Hypocreales; Clavicipitaceae
Source: the annotation of a GenBank genome assembly